Molecule: messenger RNA, 984 nt
Organism: Komagataella phaffii GS115
Lineage: Eukaryota; Fungi; Ascomycota; Pichiomycetes; Pichiales; Pichiaceae
Product: Gamma subunit of the oligosaccharyltransferase complex of the ER lumen, which catalyzes asparagine-l
Exons: 1
Coding region: 1-984 (327 amino acids)
Cellular component (GO): oligosaccharyltransferase complex
Source: RefSeq, a predicted model, not a curated record
AUGAAGCUUCUUCACAGCAUUUUCUGGCUCACAGCCAUCAUCCAGCUAUCAUUGGCAUUGACAUACAAGCAAUUACAGGAAAAUUAUUUGAAAGGAGCCAAUAUCCUCAAAAUUGACAACAAAAAUUACAAACUCAUAGAGGAGGCUAGGGAGGACUUUGAGCUCGUUCUCUUCAUCACUGCUAACGGUGCAGACGUGAAUUGUAGGCUGUGCAAAGAGUUCCAAACUCCUUUCGAAAUCCUCGCCAACUCCUACGCUACCAAUAAAGCCCAUUAUUCAGAGGAAGAGAUCGGUAAACCAGUGGUAUUUGCUAUAAGUGAUUUCACUUACUCCAGAAAGUUCUUCGAAGCUUUGAAACUACAAAACGUUCCAAAGAUCUUCCACUACGCUAGCACUGAAAAGGCAUCUAGUGCACUGAAUGUCGAUGAUGAAUACGAUUUCACUGCCGCAGAUCUUAUUACCCACUUACGUAACUGGAUCACAGCAAAAACUAAGGUUGACCCCAAGUUGUUGGAAAUCCAUAUCCCUCCCAAUUACAACGCAAUUGCCACUAAUUUCAUGGUGGCAUUGAUUAUUCUAAUAGUCAUCUACAAAAAGUACGAAUUGAUCCUGACUUUCUUAGGAAACAAGAAUCUGUGGCAAGGUCUUUCGAUGGUGACAAUUGUUGCAUUCAUUGCAGGGCACAUGUUCAACACAAUUAGAAACACCCAAUAUAUCAUGGUGACUCAGGGCGGCUCUCCAGUAUAUAUCCAGCCUGGUCACCAACAACAAUUAGGGGUUGAAACUCAAAUCGUUGGGCUAAUUUACGGAUCAUUAUUUGCCCUUUCCGUUUUGCUAUAUAAAGCUGGAGCAAGCAAAGAAGGAUCAUCCGGCUGGCUAUCUAUUCUGAUAAGCGUUUUAGUAUUUUUAUUGUACAGUGGAUUGAUAGGAGUGUUCCACCUAAAGAACAUGGGCUAUCCAUAUAGCUUGAUACAUCUAUUUUAG